This is a messenger RNA of Siniperca chuatsi (mandarin fish), 2028 nucleotides long. It is a transcript of the gene ube2g2, whose product is annotated as ubiquitin-conjugating enzyme E2G 2 (UBC7 homolog, yeast). Bases 222 to 509 code for a protein of 95 amino acids. NCBI's taxonomy places the organism in Eukaryota, Metazoa, Chordata, Actinopteri, Centrarchiformes, Sinipercidae. The record is from RefSeq and is a predicted model, not a curated record. Gene Ontology annotation, cellular component: cytosol; endoplasmic reticulum. The transcript is spliced from 7 exons.
UAAAAGACUGAAACUCGGAGCUGAUCUUCGUCUCGUGCUUCGUCUCGUUACACCGCGAUGGCCGGCACCGCGCUCAAGAGACUCAUGGCGGAGUAUAAACAGCUGACCCUGAACCCGCCUGAGGGGAUUGUUGCAGGGGGCCUCAGGAUACGUGUUUUGAAGGUGGAGUGUUUCCAGCCGUCCUCAGCUUCCCCUCCGACUAUCCGCUCAGUCCUCCGAAGAUGAGGUUCACCUGCGACAUGUUUCACCCCAACAUCUAUCCGGACGGUCGGGUGUGCAUCUCCAUCCUCCACGCUCCAGGUGAUGAUCCGAUGGGAUAUGAGAGCAGUGCAGAGAGGUGGAGUCCAGUCCAGAGUGUGGAGAAGAUCCUGCUGUCUGUAGUCAGCAUGUUAGCAGAGCCGAACGACGAAAGCGGCGCGAACGUCGACGCCUCUAAAAUGUGGCGGGAGGACAGAGAGGAGUUCUACAAACUCGCCCAGAAGAUCGUGCGCAAGUCGCUGGGCCUUUAGAGAUGAUGUCAUCACCCUGCGACGGCGCCCAGCACUCUGUUUGUUUGUUUCAGAAACACUCCUCUUUCCUCCUCCGCUUCCUUCCCACCCAGAGAACAGAUUCUCAGCGUCGAUGAACGUCUGAAGACUGAAUGAAGAUCUGAGCAUCUUCGCCGUCACCGUGGAAACCAAUAAAACACACACACAGAGUGCUGCAGAGACGGACAGAUCAAUAAACUGACGGAUGGACGACUGGAGGCCAAUCGGAGGGUUGGAUCAAUACACAAUCCAAAUGUUUCGUAAAUUCAAAUUGACUAAAAGUCGACAGAAGAAAACUGGCCUUUGAUUCGUUGACAAGUGUCAUGUGAUCAUUCUCACAAUGACAUCAUCAUCAUCAUCAUCAUCAUCACCUGUAUGGACCGUUUCACACCGACAGCAGCAUUAUUAUUAUUAUUAUUAUUGAUUAUUAUUAUUAAUAGUGUUAUUAUCCUAAAGGACAUUGAGUUGAAACACAGCUCACAGUUAAACACUGAUGACCAACAAUCAAUAGUCAACGACAUAAAAUCAAUAUGAAAUAUACGGAAUAUAAAAAUAACCAAUAAAAACAUUAAAAAAUAGAAACAGAAGCAGAUCAAAUCAGAAACAGAAUCAGGUCAGGUGUGACAUCAGUCAGGUGUGACAUCAGUCAGGUGUGACAUCAGGUGACAGUCAGGUGUGACAUCAGUCAGGUGUGACAUCAGGUGACAGUCAGGUGUGACAUCAGUCAGGUGUGACAUCAGUCAGGUGUGACAUCAGGUGACAGUCAGGUGUGACAUCAGUCAGGUGUGACAUCAGGUGACAGGUGUGACAUCAGGUGACAGGUGUGACAUCAGGUGACAGUCAGGUGUGACAUCAGUCAGGUGUGACAUCAGUCAGGUGUGACAUCAGUCAGGUGUGACAUCAGUCAGGUGUGACAGGUGUAUUUGACUGAGGGAACGAACCACAGAGCAGAUGGAAUAAACACACAGCGACCAUCUGAGAUCCAGUUCUUCUUCUGCUCUACGCGAACAUCGUGCCGCGUCAGCAGAACGCCGUCGGCGUGUUUCAGCUGACGUUGGAUCUCAGCAGCGUCGACUCAAUCAGCGCUGAUUUUUUAUUAUUUACAACGAAACCAGGAUGAAAAAUAUUUGACGACUUUUUUUUCCCCAAAAACAUAAAAACCAGGUAAAAACGUAUUUCGGCUCUCGGGAGGAAAAAACAAGCUGCUGUCGGUCUGAAGCCGUCUGCAGGUGGAACCGCAGCUUCUCUGUUGGACUCGAUGCACUUUAUCUCUUCCCAAAGGAUCGCUCUCAUCGUCUGCGUCAGGAGCUGGCGGCGCCCCGAGGCGGCGCUCGCUCGCUCGCCCCCGAGGCGGCGCUCGCUCCGGCUGCUUUUACGUUUGUUUGGUUUUAAAAAUGACGCUGGAUGUUCUUCGUCUGGUUUUUGUUUGACGGGACGAGUUUCUUUUAUUUGUCUGAUCAUUUGAAAAGUACUUCAUUAAAAUAAACUGAGGGAAGAAGAA